Messenger RNA from Betta splendens (Siamese fighting fish), 4576 nucleotides. It is a transcript of the gene mideasa, whose product is annotated as mitotic deacetylase associated SANT domain protein a. Bases 730 to 3939 code for a protein of 1069 amino acids. The record is from RefSeq and is a predicted model, not a curated record. NCBI's taxonomy places the organism in Eukaryota, Metazoa, Chordata, Actinopteri, Anabantiformes, Osphronemidae. Gene Ontology annotation, cellular component: histone deacetylase complex; transcription regulator complex. Gene Ontology annotation, molecular function: transcription corepressor activity. The transcript has 13 exons. Gene Ontology annotation, biological process: regulation of transcription by RNA polymerase II; negative regulation of DNA-templated transcription.
UGAGGCGGUGCGUUCGGGGACGCACAACUUUCUGCGUGUUUGCGCAGUUUCACCGCAUGUCACACGCUCUGGAUAGACACAAAUAGCAACUUGACACCCGCCGCAUCGACUGCAGCGCGUCGGAAUCGGCGGAAGUACCCGAGCGGGCCGCGGCACGGCAGAGUUUCCACGCAGUCGCCGUGUCGCGCGGGGCUUGCUCGUUGUUGCGGGGAGAAAGUUGUGGACAUGUUUUCCUGGAAGUGCACGGUCGGACGGGUUCCGUGUGCAGCACUGUAACCGCGGCGGUGACGAGCCUCUCCGGCCCGUCGGGACGUCGGAGCGUUUCUUUUCCGUGUGUUAGUAAAGUCACCCGUGCGCCAUAUUGUGCGCCGUGAAACUCGAGGGAAAGUUGUCAGAGUUAUGACAUUCGCUGCGCGCAGUCCCUGUAUGGAGCUGCACGCAGUCGACUUUGCUCGAAGCCAAAGUGACUCCGCGGAGCUGGUCGCGGACCGCUCUCGGCUCCGCUCAUAAGGUCCUGCGCCCGGAGAGGAUGAGAAGAAUGGACGCGCAAACUUGAGACAUUUGAUUCUGGACGGAUGGUCGCAUGCGCCCCUCAUAGCACUCUCCUGUGGGAUUAAUAUUUCCUCCCAGAAUACCUCUGUGUACACAAUUACGCAAAGCAUAUCAACAACGAGCAGGAAAAAAAAACACUAAGGGAAGCAGGGACCGUUUUGCCCACGCGGACUUACUAUGAGUCUUCCUCUCCAAGUAAAUACUGACAAAAGUGGCAAGCAUCGGGCUGCAGCCAUGAAAGAGCCCGUGCGGCAUUCAGGGGAGGAUUAUUAUGGUAUGGGACCUCCAGUUUUAGAGUCAAGCCACGGUGACUCCUCUAGCAGCGCUGCUGUUUAUAACCCGGAGAAAGGGCCCCAAUGCAUGCCGCACUUUCAAGAGGCUCCUGUAAAGCAGUGGAUGUCCCAGGACCCCAUACAGGCCCCCAACUGGUCUCAGGAAGCUCCCGUGGCCCCCUGGGGCCAGAACCUCACGUUCACCCCGCCCAUGUACGCGGGGACGAACGUCAGGGCUCAGAUGGCGUUCCACAAAGGGGUCCACGAGGGCGUGACUCUGCCAAUGGGAGGCGAAAACCAGCUGCCAGGACCUGUGGAGGUUUACAGGGAUGCCCCCCAGGGCCAAGCUCAGGGACGGGGGCUGGAUUGGGAUCAGCACGCCAUGCACCAGGCUCAGCUGCAGGCCUAUCAGCAUGGCCACAAAGGUGUAGAGCUUCAGGGUCAGCCCCACGUGCCGCCUCACACUUUGCAGGGGCCCAUGCUGCAGCCCUUCCAGCCAACAUUUCGGCCCAACAAGCAGCAGUUCCCAUCUGGCUUUUAUUCCGUCUUUCCCGGAAACAAGGCACUGCAGAGUCUGACGUAUGGGGAGCAGCCCAAAAGUCAGCAACAGCUCAUGCACCAGAUGCAGCAGCAGCAGCAGCAGCAACAGAUGCAUCACAGACAGCAGCAGCAGCAGCAUCAACAACAGUUGCAUCAACAGCAUCUACAAAUGCAUCAACAGCAGCAGCAACAACUGCAGCAGCAACAGCAUCAAAUCCAACAGCAUCAAAUGCAGCAGCAGCAGCUGCAGCAAAUUCAGCAACAGUAUCACCAGCAGCAACUCCAGGAGCGACAGCAACAAAUCCAGCAAAUGCAGCAGCAGCAGCAGAUGCAACAACAGAGCGUGCCACAGCCAGAAACGACACAACUCCAGAUGCCCCCAAAGCAGCAGCCGGCCCAAAGCUUUGCAACCUAUCCGUCUCCCGACGCGUGUCCGCCGGAUCCUGCGUGUAAAAAGGAAGACGUCAAACCAGUGGAGCCCCAGCGGAAACCGGAAGCUCCCGCCUGCGCCGCGUCCGCGCCCUGUGCCGAGAAGCCAGCGGCGAACCCGGCGGACGGCGCCGCCGAGGCCCAGCAGGCGGCGCCCCGGCGCUCGCGCCGCCUGUCCAGAGAGGGACAGUCCCCGCUCGGCCCCCCCGCCGCCAACGUGUGGGCCCAAGCAUCAAAAGAGCCGGCGCCGUCGCAGAACGGCGUGGCCGGCGUGCAGAGGCCCGGGGAGAGCCAGGGGCCGGCGGGGUCAGGGGUCAUCCAGACCACCAACAGGAGACGGAGGGCGUCCAAGGAGAUCAACCUGGAGACGCUGGCCCAGAAGGCGUCCGAGAUGGAGUCCUUGCCCGCCAAAACGCUCAAGCAGGAGGAUGGCUCCUCGGGCAAGCAGGCCGCCAUGAUGCCCCUGGUCAUCCCCGUGUCGGUGCCGGUCCACAGGGGCCAGCCGGAGAGUCACGGCGCCUGGGCUCCGGGACGGCCCGCCGAGCGGCCCGCGGGGCAGCCUGAGCGGAAGCCCUCCGUCAUCGUGGCCCGUCGGCGGUCCAUCAGGAACACCAUGACUGAGACCGUUGGUCAGGAUGCAGAGAGCGAUGCAGGGCUGGAUGAGGAUGGGAAGUCCAAGCUAAAGCGCAGGCCGCGCCCGGAGCCUCUCAUCAUCCCUACUCUAGCCAAGCCGUCCACCUUCAUCCUCCCAUCGGUUUACUCCAGCAUCACGCCCCACCAGAGCAACCUGCGCUCCCCAGUCCGCCUGCCCGACAACCCCCUCACCCGGCCCCCGUACACGCCCCCCCCCAUCCUGUCUCCCGUGCGCGAGGGCUCGGGACUCUACUUCUCCGCCUUUCGGACCAACAUCGCCGUGACCAACAAAAUCCUGCCACCCGUGGUUACGCCCAAGUCCGCCACGCGCAGCCUGUUGCGCUCCACAAGCUCAGAGGAAACCCCACCUGUCCUGCCCCUGAUCACUGAUGCUACUCCUGUUAGCCUCGAACCGCGCAUCAACAUCGGGCUGCUGUACCAGGCAGAAAUUCCUGAGCUGCGAGAUCAACCGUCCUCUCAGACAGACGAGCACAAGGCGGACCUGGUUUGGCUUCCUGUGAAUGACGGCCACCUAAAACCGAGCAACAGUGACAGCGUGGCGGAUUUGAUGAACAUGGCUUGUUCCAGUGUGCUCAGAGGUGGAGGAACCAACCAGGAGCUGGUUUUACACUGUUUACACGAAUGUGGAGGUGAUUUCCUCGAAACGCUGGGGCGUUUGAUGCUUCAGGACCCAGUUUUCCCCAAAGGCCAUCACCUUACAGCUUAUCACUACUCAGGUUCCGACAGAUGGACUGCAGAAGAGAAGCGCUACUUCAACAAGGGCAUCUCUGCAUAUAGGAAGGACUUCUUCCUGGUGCAGAAGCUGGUGCGCACCAAGACUGUGGCUCAGUGCGUAGAGUUUUACUACACAUACAAGAAGCAGGUGAAGGUUGGUCGCAGUGGGAUUUUAACCUUCGGACCCACUGACUCACCGAUGGAAAAGCAACCCGAGGCAGUGAUGGAUGUUAAGAGUUCACAGCAGCAACAAGGAGAGGCUGACAGAGAUGACAGGAAGGAUGUUUCUUAUGAGCAGAUCGAGAGCAACCACCAGGCCAGAGUCGCUCAGUCACUACAAGCUCAUGACUAUGCAGGAACAGUGCUGGUGAUUAAAGAGCCGCACAGCGUAAAUAAGGAGGCUACUCCUCCUCCAGCACCCCACAAGCCUCGGGCCGAGCCUGCGGCAAAGAAGAGCCGAGCACCAGCGAAGCCCACGCAGGAUCCAGAUGCAGUGUUUCCAUGCAAGAAAUGUGGCAGGGUGUUUUAUAAAGUGAAGAGUCGAAGCGCCCACAUGAAGAGCCACGCUGAGCAGGAGAAGAAGGCUGCAGCGCUGCGUCAGAAGGAGGAGCAGGCAGCGGCUGAGGCUCACGCCCGGAAGGCGGCGGCGGCGGCGGCAGCAGCGGCGGCCGCGGCUGCAGCUCAUCACGAAGGAAGUGGGAACGGAGUGACGGAGCAGGUCAGCAGCCAGGAGGACUCGACGGAAGGGGAGGAUGACAACGAUGAAGACUGGCACUGAGGGCUUCAAAGAAACAAACCAAUGAGGGAGGGGGUUGACGGGUGAAUGGUGGGUAGAGGUGUGGAAUGAUUCAAGGAGGGAGGGUUCCGAAAAAAAAAAAGCACAAGAUAAAAGCUUUUAAGUCUUCCUCGUAAUCUUUCACUCCUUUUACUGUCCGGAACUGUGUUUUUAGCUUUAUACCAUUCAGCUCGGCAGUUACACUCCACGUGUUCACAUUUAUAGCUUUUAAAUAUUCAGAGGAAGUUUAUUUUUUUGUAAAUGCACUUAUAAUGUAGGCUUCAGCUUUUGCCAUUAAUGCCUUUUUAUAUUCAUUAUUUAACUGAAUAUAUGUCAAAAUAUAAUACUUUUGCAUUGUGGGGCCUUGAUACAUGUAUAAUUCAGAAAGAAUAUAAAAAAACUAAUUUCUCACCUUUAUGACAGCAGACCUUUUUUUCAGACUUCCAGCAUUUAUAGGUUGGCUGUGCACUUCUCCAAUUAAGGGACCUUUGAAAUAAUGUACAAAAAAAGUAUGCGUCAGAUUGUCAUAUAUUUAUGAUACUGCAUUUUUCAAUAAUUUGGUAAUAUUGAAACUAAUCAUGUUUGCUGCAAUGAAACCUGUAAAUUGAAAAGUUUAUUAAAAUCUUUAUUACUGUACAAA